Molecule: messenger RNA, 5723 nt
Organism: Orbicella faveolata
Lineage: Eukaryota; Metazoa; Cnidaria; Anthozoa; Scleractinia; Merulinidae
Source: RefSeq, a predicted model, not a curated record
ACUUACGACAGAAUAACACCAUCACAGUGUUGGCUUGUAAUGAGAUAGGUCUUGGACCACCCAUUACAUCUAUUUUCGCGACUACAGCCGGAUUAAGACAAUUACUCUUAAUCAAGAGUGGGUGACUUUUGACGCCUUCACGAGCUUUAAGCACUUGCAACUUUAAAAGUAUUGAAGUAAGAAACUCCGAAUUUGGUAACGUUGCCUAAAUUGUAAUUAGGAACAACAAAGUUGUAUCGACCCUUAAAAAAAAUUAAUUUGAAUUUAACUCAUUUUUGCGAUAAACAAUGUAUAAACUUCAGACAGACAGCUCAAAAUAGGACAUACUUUUAUAACGAAAAUGGAUAGGACUCUUUGAGGAAGUCUCUGCAAAGUCAAAAAGCCUCAAGCUUAGUAAUUCUUUCUUGAAACAGUCGAACCUCUAUCAAGUGACUCCCUAUUAAGCGGCCAACCUUUAUUUGGCGGCCAGCGGCCAAUUUCUCGGAAGAAUCAGCUAUUGUCAGCUAUACACUGUAAUAGAAACCUCUGUUAAGCGGCCGCGACCAGCUUCUUGCCGUCCCAAGGGUGAUUUUGUUUUUUUGUUUAAUUUAUACCUUUGUUAAACGGCCAGGAAUAUUUGAAGUUGGACGUUUUUAGCCAGAUGAAGGUAAAAGAAUGACAAUGUGGAAUACUGUAAAACACAUUUUCAGCAGUAUUUAAUUCAAACAAUCACAAAACAGUCUCUAAACGAUUUAGUUUGUUUGUACAGCACACGAGCCAGCGUUGGGUUGACAGACACGUCGCGUCUGUACACGUAAUUGUUUCUUUGGCUUUUGUUAGCAUUAUGGACCGUAUUAUAACCAUCAUUGUUCUACUUUUUCUCCACUUCCAUUUGUUUGUACUUAUAUUUGAUAAAAUAAAAACUGACCACGCCCAACGUUGUCUUCAGGUGAACCUCUAUCAGCCAUCUUCUGUAAAACGAUGUUGUAAAAUGAGCAAGUUCUGCGCAUUUUGGAGAAAGCGAACCACAUUGGCUAAUUUUUUCGUUAUUUUUAGUUGGAUUUGAACACUGGCGUAACAUAUUUAGCUUGAGCUAGUUCAGAGACCGAUAGAUGCAUUAAACAGAUCUGAAAAAACAACUGUAAAAUUCAGAAAUUCGAAGGUAAAAUAUGAAUCUUUUUUUUUUUUACUAAACCUUGUCCUCGGGGUCGCCGUCGUUAAUGCUAAGGCUCCCUAACGUCGUGGCCAACCAAAUGGAGCUAAUACUGAGCCAUUUCUUUCAAUGUUGAGCUGACCAUAGCCCUAAUUCCGAUAGGCACGCUGAAUUGAACUAGAGAUAUGCUUGAAAUUCGUGAGUAGUACCUCGCCUUGGUGUGGACGCACCUCAUCCCUCUCCCCAGCCUCUCACGAUCGCGCUUUCUGCCGGAAAUGCCGGAGAAGACACUUGUUAUGUGCCAUGUACACCUUAGUGCCAGUAUCCUCUCUUACCGUUCCCAAAGUCUUAAUUAGCCAAUCAGAAACCGUGUUUACCGUCCUGAUAUUCUACGAUAUUAAGUCACUAACCUAAUAUGUCCAGAUUUCUCGCCGAAUUGGAGUUUCUUCAGUGUUGGUAAAACCGGCAUCAGGCGGUCUUGGUCUCGUCCUCCACCGCAAAAAAAAACAAAUAACGCCUGAUCGCAGGUUUUUUUCUGGUACGCUUAAGUCGUAAAAACAUUUCAUUCUCGUACGGAUCCCUUUUCUUAUGCUCCGACUCCCAUCGUGCGUCACUCAGCGUCUUUGUGUAUGAACCAAUAGGAAAUGAGUAGUGAGUAGUUUCGUUUGCUAUUUGUUACUGUGUGUCCUUUAUGUAAUUUGGAUCAUCCUGUUUUUGAACGGGUUUCUGCGGAUAAAAAUUAUUAGGCACGAAAUACCAUAGUACUGAUAUUCUCACCUUAGACAGUUGCGACGCUAAAAUAAAGCAUGAAAACAUAAAUUAAGGUCGACUUGAACGGGAUUCGAAUCCACGACCUCUGGGCUCCUUGAAUAAAUUGUUGUCUGUGAUUGUUAAAGUACACGGGGUUCAAGAAGGCGAAAAAACCAUUUUAUGCUAGCUUGCACUUGCGUCGCACUGUGAAACUAUCCUUUUCAACCAUUUUAAAGUGUGUAAUGGCGUACAUAUUUAUAAGUCUAAACGCUUCUUUUAAAAGCCCGCCGAGAGUUCAGAGGGUGAUAAUCGGUAUUUCGGCAUGUUCAACAUCAGGUUCAAUAUGUUCAAUAUAGGAUACUUGUCAGACCUAAAAUAAGCAUAGCAUAACCUCAAAAGAGGCCGGCAGAAGCCCUCAUAUGUGACUGAUGUCAUGUUGCAAAUUUUAGCGAAACCAAAACAACACCAUAACAAUAACCUAUUUGACUGUACAAAUAUCGAGUGUCGCUUUCUUUAUGUCUACUGGGCGUUACCUGUAAUUUCCGGGGGGAAAGGAUAGGUGAGCUGUUUGUAAACAAGGAGGGGUGGGAGACGAUAUUUUUAGUUGAUUGCGUCGGAGAACGCCACUAAAUGGCUGUACAAACGGGAGGACAAAAAAAAAUAUAGCGAUUUUUCUAGAUCAGAUUUUCCUGCGUUACGUCUUGAUCUAGAGGGCGUGCCAAAAUCUUUCCUUCGUUCAAAUAGUUAAGCGAGUCACCCUUCCGUUCGGGGAGUCCUAGCCGGCGCCCCGACCCAUUCCCCAGAGCCAUUUAAAGCACACAUACCUCACGAAGAUAACUCAUCAACUAAAUAUCAGCGAGCACUGAAGGUGACCCAGCGCUUAGAUCAGAGCACAUUCAGAAAACUGCUCCAAAAUGGUGGACUGCUACCGAGUCAUCAAGGGCAUGUGCAUCGUUCUCAACAUGAUCAUGUACACACUGCUCCUUGUAAUGAAUUACGCCUCUAACAACAGCAGUGGGAUCCUAUUUGGCAACAAGUCCAUUGGGCAGGUGGCGCGAAAAUACUUCAUAGAAUUCAACCCGGCUCCGUGGGCUUUCGACAUCUGGAAGCUGGUGAACGCUUGGACAGCCCUGUGGAUCCUUUACUCGCUCAGCCAUAUCUUCAGGAAACGUGUACCCGAUGUCCUAAGCGCGUUUUUCUUCGUGUUUUUCACGCUCGCCACCUUGUCAAACAUGGCGUGGACGCAGUUUAUGAGCUGGGAGUUUAUCAAAGUCACGACAGGCUUAAACUUUGGGAUCAUGGUGUUUCUUUACGCUUCACUCGCUUGCAGCUACUCUGGUCUGUACAAACACCGCUACUACAUCAGUCGAUUGGACUUUUGGGUCAUUCAUCUCCUCGUUAACAACGGGAUUGCCGCGUACACGACCUGGAUAACUGUGGCAGCUCUCCGGAGCCUGGCUGUAACUAUCACAUACUUUCACGGCCUAAAGCAAGAACUCGCAGUCACGAUCGCCCUGGGAAUUCUCGGCGUUUCGAUCGUGGUAUGGUUUAUUUUAGAGAACACUGUUUUUAAGGAUGACCUUCUUUACACAUGGACAAUUUAUCCAGUUUUAAUUUGGGUUUUGGCAGCCAGCGUAAUAUUCCAGUUCAAUCGCGUCAGCCGCCUAAACACUGUCAUUAUGCAAGCUCUCCUUGCAGUUUCUUGCACGUUUUUCAUCGGUCGAAUUUUCCUCGUGCUUUGGAGAAUUGUCAACAAGACAUGUGAAACUAGAGCAACAAUUGACAUAGCCAUGAGUGAAAUUCCUCAGACGUCAGAUGCAACCCGCGAGCAAAAAUAUACUGAUAAAACAGAUAACCAAGGCCUUGUAGACUAGAUUUAUUAUUGCGCGCUUAGCCAGGAAACAUAUUUACUUUCUGUUUAUAUGAUAUGGAAAUCGAUAUUGUAACUUCAGAUCUGCAACAAUGAGCACUUAAAAACAAUUUUUUUUCAUGUUAUGUCACGCAAUUUUAAGUCGUAGUGUGACUAGUGUCAUUCCACUGUCCCCAACGUGGCCUGUGUAGGACUCUGUCACGUGCUCGGCUAACGAUCUUCAAAUCAGGACAUCAAAGCGAUCCGCACAACGCAGAGAGGUUAAAUUCAGGCCCAAAUCUCUUGUGUUAAUUUUACGGUGACUCUAGCGAUACUUCCUGUAGCUGCCCCUCGUCUUGCUGGUUUACUUCAUGUAAGAAUAGAAUAAACCAUCGUUUGAAAUUUAGCUUUUUUUCACCGAUAAAUUUAUGUCAAUUUUGUUAGUGAUAGCAGCACUGUUUAGAAGUGUACUCAUAAAUGCAUAAGUGGCAAUUGACGCACGUACUGAAUUAAAUGUCAGCGGCAUAUUGAAAUAGAGCGAUCUGACUUUCUCAUCACGUAGACAUCCUAGGAUAACAGCAGGUUAAUCUGCUUAGCCUUAAAAAGAAUUGUUCUUAACGUUAUCAACUUCAAUUAACCCCUUUUCAGUCCUUUUAUUAUUGAAUAUCGUUUGAAAAAAGAUGAGGUCUGAUAAAUUCAGCAGCAAUUCGAAAACGUAAAAAUGCCAAUAUGACUGGCUACCAUGCAUGGCGUCGUGUAAAAAUACGAGACGGCCAGAGAGUGAGUAACCGUCGUAUAUGGAUUUGUAUCUUUUUACUGUGCUUUUCUCUGAGUACAGGUCUUGAAAUGGUCCGACUCUAUAUCCAAGAAAAAUCAAGGUGUUCCCCUAUUUUCUCUUGUCAUGCUUUAUUGGAAAUAAAUUUUCACCUCAUCUAUAUUUCGUAAUUUUGGCGGGAAUUUUUUCGCGGCGCUUAAUUUUUGCCAUUUAAAGUACAGGAUUUUUCAAAACCAAGUCACUUUAUUUCCGCGAUCACAUAGUACAUACUAUGUUACGAACUAAACCUGAAAAGUAUAUAUAGGAAACAAUCCCACAUGUAUUUUUUUUUUAUUUUUCAUGAUGCAUUGCAUUCAUUCUACUACUGCCCUAAAGAAGGCGUAAAGUAGUGUAACAAAAUGUACAACAGGGGACAUAAUUUAUUUGCUCAGGAGAUUGACAUUAUUUGACGCUGCCUCGUCCCAGGCGUCGUUGCGUUUCGUAGGCGAAAGGCAAAAAAUAAAGAGGGCGAUGCUUGAGGGUUAGGUUGGGCAGAAUUUGACGAUUACACAAAUGUAGCACAAGAACUGCAUGGAGCUGAGGAAAGCGACCAUGAACAAUUGCCACACAGCGUGAUCUACCCUCGGUAUAUCCACCUUGAUCUACUGAUGUUACACUGAACAUUAAUUUGCGUGCAUACGUGUUUUAGCGACGUCUAUUUAUUUUUUUAACAACACAAAACAACACUAAAAACGCAGAAAUUCAUGACAUGGAGAAAAUUUCAUGUAAUAAUCUAGCCCAUGCUAGUGGCUUUGCGCGCCUUUGCAGCUGCUUAUCUCAGUGAGGUGGUGGGAGACAUUCCAGUGGAGUGACAAUAAAGCUGGGAAAAAAACGCAGAACUGACUUUCUUAAAGGCAGGAAUGUUUGUCUUCCUUGUGUUACUGACGACUGUUCACGGUAUUCGAAAUUAAAGUUGGUUCAAGUAAUACAGUCGAACCUCCUAUAAGCGACCACCCAAAACGUCAAGCCUAGGUAGUCGCUUACGGGCGGUGGUCGCUUCCGAGAGAUUAGACCAUAUUGGGUCAAAAUUUUGCCUCAUUAGCAUAUGGUAACUGCAGGGACUUUUGAAUGUUUCAUUCAUUUAGAAGUCAAUCCGGUACUUUCCGUCUGUUGUUAUGCGAUGUUAUAACACCUUAUUAUCCAAUUUCCGCUCUAUUAUCUGUCAAGUGGUCGCUUAC